Molecule: messenger RNA, 3448 nt
Organism: Orbicella faveolata
Lineage: Eukaryota; Metazoa; Cnidaria; Anthozoa; Scleractinia; Merulinidae
Source: RefSeq, a predicted model, not a curated record
ACGUUUGAAUUCAGCCUUUUUUGGCAAUUUAUCUAAUUUGAUAAAUUGUACGGGACCGGGAAAAAUGUAAAUUUUUUCUUGAACUUUGGUGAAAAGAUUUGAACAUUUCACAGCAUUUCAACUUUCCUUCAUAGCCAGUAGUGCAAACUGCCGCAGUAUUGGACAUAUCCUGUGGUCAAUUGUAUAUGUUUAACAGAAACAAUGUUGGAUAAAACCUUGCUAUGGUAACCUUUGACUUUCAUGAUAAAUGUUUCGAUCCUUCAUCAUUGUUACAACUGAAAAACGGAAAUUAGUUUGGAAGGUGCAAGAGACUGCUACUUUCGAAUUUUUUAUUCAUCAGGAACUUCUCCUUACUCCUUGUUGCGUUGUUAUAAUUAAAUAAAGUUGUGCAAACUCAUACAAAUCACAUCUCAACUCUUGACACAGUAGAUUGUCUCUGCUUCCCUGUCAUUUCCUCCACCGGCACGACAAGGGAACUAAAUUGUUUGAUCAAUGGUUCAAAACAGCCUUAAAACAAUCGGUGAUCCUCUUCAAAGCUCAAUACUGAGUCCAAGUGUCAAAGCAAACGGGCCAUUAAAGUGAAAUGAAUCUGCCAGGUGUAAACGGUGGGCGCGCAUAGGAAAUAACUCAUUAAAACAGCACCUUGUGUUUGUUGGUCAAUAUUUCGACUCCCGCUGUUGUGUAAAAAAGAUGUAUUCAAUAUCAGAAGUCUGCUUUUGCUCGUUGUCAAAUUAGUGGGUGAGUAAUUUGUUUGUCAUCUUUUUUAAAGAAGUAAGACUCUGUGGUUUGUACUGAUCAGCGGAAGCUGAAGGAAGACGAAAAUUUUCCCCUUUCUGCGCAAUGAAGCGUGCCAACAGCAACUCAGCAGUCUCGAGACUAGGCGAGAGCGCGUACAAUGCGCUAGUCCUGACAAAUCAAGUGAACGGAGGUGAAAAACGGAUUCUGCACUACAGUUAUAAUUUAACGACGGAAGCGGGUCAAGAGGAUACCUACGGCGAUUUGGAAAAAAAUUACCCACUAUACAGAUCCGAGCGAAUGAUCCACGCACACAGCCAAGAGGAGAAGCAUGUCUUCGAGAAGAAGAGAAUUCAGCGGAGUAGCAGUAUCCCUUUACCAGGGCGACGUAUACCCCACAAGAAGUCCGAAAAAGCCUUAGAACGUUCAAAGGCUUCGGAACGUAUGUUUUACGGCGGAGCAAUGCAGGGCAACGCGGAAACGUCCACUACGCAAGACGUUUCGGAGGCAAUGACCGCGGAGAAUCCCGAAAUGCUAACUAACGGUUCGCGUGAAAGUCAUUCGCGCAAAUUAGGGCUCGGGGAAACGACGAACAAUUCACUUAUGAGUCACAAACUCAGGAAAAAGGCGGUUUGUGAUACUACAGAUAACUCUCAUUAUCAGAGACAGUUCCUGCGAGUUUUGAACAAGCGGUUCUGAACGCGAACGUAGAAGGUUCCCUCAUAUCUACUGCAUAGAUCUGAGCAAGUGGUAUGUUGCCUUAAGAACUGUGCUGUAUGUAUGUGUAUAUAGUCGACUUAUUAACAAAACUAAAAAUAGAAAAAGGAAACAUGAACGUGCUCGUUCGCAUAGGGUAUAGAUAAACACUAACCAUGAAUUCAAAUAUUCUAUAAUGCAGAUAUCUUAAUUAUAAACACACCGGCUAGUAACUUUCAAGACAUCUAAAUAAACAUGAGGAGAUCCCGUUCGCAAUUUUGCUGAAUAUAUACCAUAAGUUUUUGUAAAUUUUCUAGAUCAAGAGAUUGAAUUUCGCCGUGUUCAAACGCUAGUUGUCUUUUUCUUUGAAACUGAAUCGAGAUUCGAAACUAAAAAAUGAAAUAUCUUGUUAUUCGAACCAAGGUUCGAUCCGGAGUGAGAAUCAUUCCACAUGCAAAUUCGUGUUAUGUUUACGAACGUCAAAACCCCUUUGCGGGCUGCGUGCAAUCGAAUUUGAUUAGGCGUCUAGAAAUACAAAAAGAGAUCUUGAAUAUUACAGGUGGCAGUCUUGAUAUAACAGAUCAUAUUCCUUUUGUGUUUUAUUCAACUGACAAAAUCAACCAAUCUCCGGUGAUACGGAAAUCGAAUCAUGAAAUAGGCUUGCAAAAGUUAAUGUUCUAAAUGACUUUAAGGAUAUAAAAGCCACGAAAUUGAAGAGAUAUGUCAAAUUUGAAAUUUGAUCUUUCUUUAGAAGUUAUCAUCAUGAGUUAAAUAUUAAAUAGGCAGCUUGCCAGCCAUUGUAUGAAUAGAUAUGGCCAUCUGUAAGUUCAAUUUCAGAUGCAAUGAAUAUGCAUCGUGAUAUUUUAAGGCAGACGUCGUUAGAAAGGCGAAAACCACCUGAUUAUGAUCAUAAAGGUUUGUUUUGUGAAGGAAAAAAAUUCUCUGGGCGAGAGGUUCACGCGUGCUCAGUUGUCAAUAGCUGUAGUCGAUGACAGUGUAGCCGCGUGAAAAUGAAGUAGCCUGGCAUCCCCAACGCAAGGUAGCUCUUGCAAAAUUUGAGAAGUUGUCGUUGCCUUUCUAUAACUAACAGAAAGAAGAGAAUGUGGAAUAGCAACGCUUUGGGCGAAUUUUCCGAAGAACUCAUUGGCAUCAAGAAAAUAAACACCAGUAAUAUUCUGGCCACUUGUUUACCUUCUCUGCGAUGUCUACAUUAGAACGACAAAUCAGUCUUUCAGAUCGUGGAAAUGACGAACACUUUGCAGAGAAAUCACUUUAAGGCCCCAGUUAUAUGAUCUCGGAUACCCCGGACAACCCUCCUCCCGAGGCAACAGUAUCGAGCUUUUAUAUGUGCAAACGUAGUCCCUAUAGGCCGAGUCAAAGUUGACCCUGCACGAUUAUUCGUAUCCCUUAUUGAAUAAUCAAAUGUGCAAAUAUCCCUCUUUCUUUGCGUUUCCCUCGGUCAUUCGAUCACAGUGGGGUUUGCCGAAUUAAUUUUCACUUCUUUGAUACGAGUUUCUGCUUUAAAUAAAUCCUAAAUCUAGGCAUUACGUGACACUCGCCACGCCGAGAGUUGUCCCGGUUAAGCGAGCCAAAACAUUUAUGUGAAGAAAAGUUGUCCCGCUUGCCAGGGUUACCCUUCCUACCGGGGCGAGACAACUCGCCCACUCGAGUUGUCUUGUUCCUCGGGACGGGUCCGCGGUCCAACUGUAAACGGAUGGUUGAAUUUUGCAAAGAAAUAAACUGAAAGUUACCUCGGCUAUGGUGGUUGUCUCGUUUACCCGAGACCAUAUAAAUGGGGCCUAAGUUUUGAAUUCUUUGAGCAUGCUAUAGCGUCGUGUCUAUGAGGGUAAUGAGCGUAAACCAGCGUAUAUGGCCCAAAAAUCGUCAAUUAAGUUGGCUAAGGUAGAGGGAAAAGAGCCAAUUACAUUCUAUGUAAACAGUGUAGCUGUUGUUGUCUUAACCUAAUAAUAAUAAUAAUAAUAAUAAUAAUAAUAAAAUAUUUAUAACCUACAACGGG